Molecule: messenger RNA, 1125 nt
Organism: Triticum dicoccoides
Lineage: Eukaryota; Viridiplantae; Streptophyta; Magnoliopsida; Poales; Poaceae
Exons: 5
Coding region: 243-779 (178 amino acids)
Source: RefSeq, a predicted model, not a curated record
CGGAUAAAAAAAAGCUUCAACUGAAGUUUUAAAGAUGGGAACGCGCACAGUAGCACUCAACUCAGCCUCCUCCGCCGUGUCCUUGUGUUCCUCUCUCGCCGUGCCAACCCCCCAACCCUCGUGAUCGAUUCCGAUUCCGUGCCCGCGCGUCGAGCGAUCGGCCCAGAGAGCUCGUCGACGAAUCUCGCUCGUGUCCAUCAGAUCGCCAUCGCCGGCCCACCUGCCCACCUGCCCACCAGUCGAUGGCCUUCCCCUCUUUCACAUGGCCGUUCCGCCGCCGAGCCGCCGCCGGCGCCAGCGGCGGAGCCGGCCCAAGCAAACCCUCCGCCGCGGAGGGGAAGGAGGAGGACGCGGAGGAGCUCGGCGUCACGCCGCAGCUCCUCGACUUCCUCCGGACGCUCUCCCCCGACGCCUUCAAGUCCUCCGCCCUCCAGCUCCACCAAGGGGCCUCGGCGGAGGCGGCGGGAGAGCUCUCGGACUGGCAGCAGCGGCACGCCGUCCUCGUGCUCGCCAGAGCCAAGGAACUCGCUAAGGUCCGCUAUGAUUUGUGCCCACGCCACAUGAAGGACAAGCAGUUCUGGACAAUCUACUUCCUGCUCGCCAGGACCUACAUCUUGCCGUACGAGUUACGUGCCAUACAAAAAGAGAAGGUAAGAAGGAUGGAGACAGAGAACGGAAAGUCAAAAGAAGUGAUUGCUGUUGAGGUGGAGAUGCAGGAAUCGAAAUGCAGUAGAGAAUCUCAAACGUUACCAGAUGAUUCAGAACCUCAGGAUUCAUAGUUGAUGUUGCUGACGGCAUAUUAGGCUUCAAAAUUAUUUCGCAGAAGUUUCAGAUGCAUGCGAUGGGUGUUCAUUGUGACUUCUGGCUGGAUGUAGCAAUCUCCGCAGCGUGCCAUUGGAGUGCCUGUAUGUGUAGUAAUCAAAUUUUGGAGUCUAGGAAUUUUGAGGCAGCACGCUGCAUCUGCUGAUAGCAACAUAGCAGCUGUUUGUUGGCUGUGCACUGACAUGUAAGCUGAUGUGAACUUGGCCGUGAUCUUGAAUUGAAGUCCAUGUACUAUAUCUUUUAUGUAUUCUUGUGCGGGCUUUUCCCCCAUAUUGUUUGAGGCAUUCACAGCUUUCUGUUUUC